CUCAACGACUUCAAUUCUAUGAAUUAAAUCCGCAGCCUCGGCCUCUCUCUCUCACUCUCCGAAAGCACGACAGAGACGGGAAGUGUCUGUCAGUCUGUGCUCCUUAAACUCUGCAACUAACUUUUCUCUCUCGCUCUCUCUUCUAGUUACUAUGGCAACCGUUUUCAGAUCUCGGCGAGACGUGGAGCCCCGAUCAGGGGGGAAAAUAGUGCGAGCCAGGCGAGCGGCGGGGUCGAGGACUCCGUACGAGCGGCCAAGAUUGGUGAGUCAGGAUCGUCCCGAAAACCCUAGUUGGCUCUCCAGGCUCCUCUACUCGCCUACUCGUAUCAUUGCUAGCGGCGCCGGGAAGAUACUCUCCACUGUUUUCUCUCCCUCGUCCUCGUCCUCGUCCUCUUCUGCCUCGUCGUCCAGUGGCGAUUCAGGUUCCGAGGAUGAUAUUGAGAAUAAUGAUGAUGAUGAUAUCUCUACCCGGAGGGCUAAUGGAUCGACACAGAAGGAUGGGUCAUCGGAGAUGAUCAAGUGGUUCAGGAAGGAGCCCCAAACCCCAGUUUGCAAGAGUGAGUCAAAGUGUCUAAUUGAACAGUUACUUAUGAAGGAGACCUUCUCAAGGGAAGAAUGCACUCGAUUAAUAAUGAUUAUUAAAUCAAGAGUUGUGGAUUAUCCCACCACUGAAGUUGCAGAGGAUGGGAGACCAAAUAUGGACAUGCCUGAUCUCUGCAGUACAGCCAUUAUGGAGGCAAAAAAAUGGUUAAAGGAGAAGAAGUUGACAAAUUCAAAGUCAGAGUUGGAUCAUGGAACCUGCACAUUAAAUUCUGUUAUGGUGCCACCGUUUACCGAAGUUGAAGUGGGCUCACCAGUGGAUAUGGCCAGAACGUACAUGCAGGGACGUCCUCCAUGGUCCUCUCCUUCUGCAAACCAUAUUGAAUGUAAAUAUUCAUCACCAAUAGGGAUACAGCUGUACAAGGAAGAAACUCCAUAUUCUGUUGGUGGGAAAUCUACGUCCUCUUUGAAGCUGAAAAGGGAAUCUCCAGGCAAUGGCUCAUGGAAUAUCCAGGAGGAAUUACGAAGAGUGCGAUCGAAGGCAACAGAGGAGAUGCUAAGGACGCUGCCUUCCUCCAAAAUUGAUUGGUCUGCAUUUGCUUUAGAACAUAAAAGUAGCCCAAAUUCUUUAACGACUGAAAAGCUAGAUGAUAGUACAGGAGAUAAAAUGCAGACCUCUACACAACCAAUAGAUGCAUCUUUGAACUUGGCCAUAGGACAAACGACAUCCCAUGGCUUCCCUGUUUUGAUAACACAAGAUGGGAUGCAAAAGGAAGCGUUGUCACCUAAUCCUGCUGUUAUCGCUUCCGAACAAAAUCAGGAUUUGGAAGCCACUCGGAUCAUUGAGGGAAAAGGAGGUGAUCUUUGCUCACGGGAUGUCGCAGAAGGGAUGGUGAGCCAGGGAGAAAGAAUUCAAUCAUCAGAAGAUAUGAAUACCAUAUCACACUGUGAUGCUGGUCCUGUCAAUGUUGAAGGGCUUAAGGAUGCUAUUGCGACAAAUGAGCAACAUAACUCUAUAGCGGGAGGAGCCAUACAAGAUUCAGCAUUACAUGACAUUGAAUGCUUAACGUCAAAAGAAGUUCCUGGAACAGGAGGUGCUAUUGCUGCUAAUGGUUUCCCUUCUUCAGGAUACAGCUUGCUUGCCGGACGGGAUACAGAACAAAAUCCGGUGUCAUGUGAUGCGGAACACAAUCCCAAUAGUUCCAGCCAUGAUACGAUAGCUGCAGAUGUCCCUAUGGAAGAAACGUGUGAGCUUCUGACUGAAGCUUCUAUCGAGGUCCCAAAUGUUGAUAGCAUAGCCGAGGGCCGUCCGGACAGUUCUAAUAUGCAAUAUGAAGAGUUAACAGAGGACCUCUCUCAGCCAAAUACAAAACACGAUGUGGAAGGCCUGACUAGCCGCGUUGUUGAGAACCGACGGGGAAAGAAAAUGAGCGGAUACAAUAGGAGGGGCAGGAGUAGGGCUAGAGGCAAAUGAUGCCAGAUUCUCCAUUUGUACUGUAUAUUUAAUUGUAAACUAGCCUAGGAAAUUAAGGAUAGUGCCACGGCAAGGCAUUUGUAAGUUAUGAGAUUGAUAACGAGGUCAUUUCGACUAGGCAGGAUCUUCUUUUCUUUCUUUUUUUCAACCUUCUGAGAUUAGGUCCCAAUUAGCCAGGCUUCCAAAAUUUGGGAAUUAUUGGGUGUAAGAACACUUGAAAUGCGAUUUGUGCACAGUAUGAUUUA
Molecule: messenger RNA, 2259 nt
Organism: Alnus glutinosa
Lineage: Eukaryota; Viridiplantae; Streptophyta; Magnoliopsida; Fagales; Betulaceae
Product: protein KAKU4
Exons: 13
Coding region: 152-2014 (620 amino acids)
Biological process (GO): nuclear membrane organization
Cellular component (GO): nuclear envelope
Source: RefSeq, a predicted model, not a curated record